AUGUCGAAUGUCAAAACCCACAAGAAACUCUCAAUCAUCACCGUCCUUCAACUCCUUUCUGUUCUCAUGGACGAGCUCCCCGUCGACGAAGUUAGGUUCACGAUGCCAAGCCGCCAUCUCAUUGGACAGCUAGUCCCUUCAACCGGACCCUACCGACUAGCAUCCGUGCUAUCUAAAACGGUAGAAACCACAAACUGUUUUGCUGGCUUUGCACUUGCACCGCCUCAGCGGGUCAACUACGCCACAGGUGACAAGCCACGUCAAAUCAGGCGAAUCAGGACAUCGAAAGCCAGCGGUCCGUGCUUUCAAAUUCCAAACUUGGAAGUGCGCCAGCCUCUCACGUGUUACACCCCAACGGCCUGCUUGCUCGUCUCCAAGUCGUCCUCUUCAAGCUCGUCAGCUAGCUCCAACUUCACCGGCCUGUGGCAGACACUCCUCGACAACCCCCUCUUCCACCCCUUCCGCGGUAACUCCUGCGCCGCCCUCGUCGCACUCCUCGAACCGUCCGUCGUAGUCGCCGCUAGCGCCCGCUCCCGAACUGCGUCAUCCUGCCUGCACCGUCCCGGGUCCCUCGACCGACGCCCGCAUGCGAAACCAGCACCUACCCGUUCGGCAACGUACGUCCAGAGAAGAACAGCGACGCCUCUUUCCCUUCCAACCCCAGCGCCUACGAACAUGCCAGAGUCGCAGACAGAUACCUCCGUGCUCCCCGAACCCUCCUUCACCCCCGCGCCGAACCAGAGAGUCGACAACUCCCUCCCCCGACUAAAAUCUAACCUCUCCGAACACGCCUCGGAAAACCCCAAGGUCGUCAGCCCUCGCGCCGAUGAUGAAGCCAGUACGCAGCUCAGCAACCAGGACCGCAGCCCUCUCCUAUCGCCCAGUGCUUCCAAUGCUGCCGACGCGGGUCUUCCUCCCACACCACCUUCAAACUCCCGUGACGACGACGACCCUCCGACGGCCUUCAGCCCUCCCCCGCACGCAGACAACGUGGUAGCCCUCAUGUCGCAAAAGUCAUCUCUAACCACCCCCUUGAACCAGCGCAGCCCUCCCACCCCUGAUGCGAGCCCGGAAAGGACGAGUGAGUCCGUGGCGGCUCCCAUGCGCCCAUCAAUACUUGCAUAUCCUUCUUCCAGGGCCGAAUCCUUCAAGACUGCAAAAGAAGACCAAUAUUCUACCGACUUGAGCAACAGCCGUUCCACUACACCCCUGGCCGAUAGAUUAAGCACCGUCGCUGAGGAAAGGAGCUUGGGCUUAGCGUUCGAGCGAGCCGAGAGUAACUCUACUCCUGCCAACGGAUCACACGAACAAGUAUCCACACAAGCCCCCAUUGACAUUCCAGAAUCGCCGCGUACGCCAGUCCGAGAAUGGGAUCCCCAUCUGAUGCGCAAUGUUACCAUUCGCAAGAAGCGAAAUCCGAGGCCCUCACCGGAGAAACUCCUACCGCGAUCCGUUGGAGACGCCACAACGUCCAGGGGCUCCCCACGGUCAAUUUCCCUUGGAUCAAAGCUUCCCGCCCGUGCCGAAGAUAGUCCACAUAUCCCCUCUCUGGAACAAUUUGCUCAGUCAAUAGGAUGGCCAACUGAAGUGACUGAUAAGCGCCCGGCUGAUGAGACCCCGACUAAAUCCAAUGCGAAGCGUCUGUCUGCAUCCUCAAUGGGCUCUACCGUGGUGGAGGCUACGGUGAUUGUGACCCCUCCAAAGACACCGCGCACUCUUCGACAUUCAGGCAAGAACCUGGCAUAUAGGAGGGAUGCAGACAAUGCAACACUGAAUAGCUCAAGAUCGAAUUCUAACCGCGGCUCCCUCGAUCCAGAUGAUAUUCCUCUGAAUCGAUUGGUCCAUCAUAGGGUGAGUAUCACUCAUCAGAAGAAGCUGAGUGGUACCCACUCGCCCAUCACUGGAGAGGGUAGUGUCAUAUCGUCGCUCUCCAAUCGAAGUCGUAUUCAGGACAGUUCUGCCUAUACUCGGGCUCAUCAAGAAGCCGUGAAACAUGUCUUGCAGCCUGCCGCGUUGAUCAUGAGCCGGUCGAACUCACUAUCACGCGGGAUUGCCGGGGAAAGGAAUCACCACAAGCGGAUUUCGUCUGCCCCCGAGCCCAUUGUUCGGGAGGUUGAACUCCGCAAGACAGCGGACCAGAUGACAUCGGACUCUAGCCCAGCACAGAGUUUCAAAAAGGCGCCUCGUGUGCGGCAGCUUCUGCCACCAGUUACCAUCAACAAACCUCUCCCAGAAAUACCAAGCGCUUCGCCGGAGAAUGUCGUCAAUGAGCUCAAAGCAGGACCGACAGCCGAUCGCAUCGACGAAGAUAAACUCGAUGCGCAGGCCAGUGGGGUUGAAUCCGCCCCGACAGGGACUGUGCCCUUCCCCGGAGCAAGCGAGCUACCAAAUAGUCCCUCUCAGGACAAACAGGAACAAUCGGCGUCUCCACCAAUUGUUCGAAGGGGCUCUCUUCCCACGCGGGGACGUUCCGAUGAAAGGCGAAAGAGCUCCAUCAGCCACGAUCGCACGUCUACUUCUCAUGAUACCAAUCCUCGUCCGAGCCUGGAUCGAAUCCCCGUAGAAGAACUACCUCGCCGUAGCCACGAAUGGUGCGCCUUAUCUCCCAACGACAUUCGGCGUCUCAGCUUCGACAGGUCCACAUCUCGAAGUGAGGAGCACGCUUUGGCCAGGCAUCUUUUCGCCCAGACUACUCCUUUUUCACAGUUCUCAGACACUCCAAUCGAGGUCAGCGAGGCGACGGCAGUGAGCAUAUACCCUCAUCAUAACCAUUCCCUCCUCGUCGUACAGCAACUUGCUCGACCGAACACUCUGCCAUUGGAGCAUCAAGAGGUGCCCAAUGACCAGCAUACGCCGUCUUCAGACCCGGCCGCCCCAGCAUUGGCAUCCAAAGCUCUCUGUGCAGACAUCCCCUCCGAAGAGCGGCCUGUCCUUCAACAGCCCACUGUAAAUAUCGAACCCUCAACACCUCCUAGGCAAAUCACCCUGCCUGUUCCAGGUACCGUCGACUCGCCCCUCAGGAACCCUCGCGCCGCACCUGAACCACCAGUCAUCAAAUUCAUUCCCCCGACCCCGGCGGAGGAGCUGGACAAACAGCUCGUCGCCAACCCACCCGGCCCUCCUACCCGAUCCAACUCUCACCCCCAACGCCGACUCUCCCUAGUCCAACGUGCCCGCCGCUACUCUGACAACCUCAUCACCCCCAUCCUCGCCCGCGCAUCCAGCGUCCGUGGCCGCCACGUCAGCGAAUCUCACGCUGCUCGUCAAAAAUCCCGUGUUCCAACCGUCAACGAAGGAGAUGGCUCGUUACAUCCCUUCUGGCGCCCUCGCGGCUUCUGGGACGGCUUCGAAGAAAGCGAUUCAGAUGAUGAUGUGCUGCCGCAAGGUGGCGAUACCUCGGAUGUCGAGCCUGUUGUGGAACCGGAGCCAAGCGGGAGGAAGUUGGGAGCGUUGGGGCGGAGGCUGACGAACGGGUUCAAGGGGACUGGCGGGUUCUUGAUUGGGAAUUCGCUUGGUGUUGAACGGGCGGGAACGAAUAGAAGAAGACCGCAAAUCACACUUCCCUCGCAUCAACGGAAUGCCGCGGCUAGGCCUAAGCCCCCGUUGAUCUUGAUCCAGCGUCCUACGCUACCUAUCAAUACCCGCUCACGGCGUGUCGAGAAGCGAGGAUCACAACUCAGUCUCCGAAAAUCGCGAUCUCACGAAAGUCUGAGGAGACGACGUAGUCGGCGAGAGGCGUGGCGCGCCGGAAGGAAGAUUCCAGGUAUGAAGGGGUUGCACGUGCAGUAUAUAGGGCUCAGUGGCGUAAAAGAUAUGUUGAGGGAACGCAGGGCGGAGAAGAGGAGGCAGUUGAUUAGGAAGAGUAUCGGCAGUCGGUAUUAUGUGGAGGGUGCGAUGAGAUAACGACGGUAUAUACCUGAUGAUUUUGGGAUUGAAGCGCGAAGCUUGCGUAGCGAGGCGCCUUGCUUGGGUCUUGUUUUUGGAAAGGGCUCUCUUUCUUGUUUAUGUUCUUGUCUAUGGAUUUUGCGGUAAGGGAUUGGGUGAUAGGAUACGUGAGGGUUCUCACCCUCCGAGAUCAUGAUUCUUGGAUGGAUUGAUGAUAGCGGCUGGUUCAUGUCUAUGUCACAAUAGCAUUCUUGUCUCUUCUUGUUUCUCCCUUAUGGCGGAGUUGGAUUGUCGGUUGUAUUGGUAUAUGAGGACGCGUUGCAGCUAUCGCUUAUAGUCGGAGCGCAUAAUUGAUCGAGGCGUCGAAGUUCCGACGUCCGCUCUUUGCGG
This is a messenger RNA of Westerdykella ornata, 4275 nucleotides long. RefSeq lists its product as uncharacterized. The transcript is spliced from 3 exons. NCBI's taxonomy places the organism in Eukaryota, Fungi, Ascomycota, Dothideomycetes, Pleosporales, Sporormiaceae. The record is from RefSeq and is a predicted model, not a curated record. Bases 1 to 3903 code for a protein of 1300 amino acids.